Messenger RNA from Ceratosolen solmsi marchali, 6742 nucleotides. It is a transcript of the gene Dscam1, whose product is annotated as Down syndrome cell adhesion molecule 1. Gene Ontology annotation, cellular component: axon; plasma membrane. NCBI's taxonomy places the organism in Eukaryota, Metazoa, Arthropoda, Insecta, Hymenoptera, Agaonidae. Gene Ontology annotation, biological process: dendrite self-avoidance; axon guidance; homophilic cell-cell adhesion. Gene Ontology annotation, molecular function: cell-cell adhesion mediator activity. The record is from RefSeq and is a predicted model, not a curated record.
UCACACGGGGAAGUGCGAGCGGUCGUGUCGUGUCGUCUCGUCUCGUGUCGCGUCACAGGCAACGGCAAUAGCAACGGCAGCAGCAACUCCUCGGUGCAUCGUCGUUGGGUCGAGUGUCGACGACGUGCAGCAAACAACAUCCCGCACCGGACAUCCCCGUCAGUAAACAUAGAGGGGGUGUAACGGGGACGGGCGGUCGCUAAAUAGCCAACGAGAAAUAGUGCGAGUGCUAGUGUCUGUGAGAAGUGGGUGCCUGUUCGAGGAGAGGAGCUCCGGGUGUUCGUGAGAGUCGCUGUCAGUAGCCGAUAAGGUGACAUGAAAUAUAAGAAAGCGCCCAGAAAUAAUAUGAUGUGGCGGAAAUCUCCCGUAAUGCUCGGGAGUUUUCUCCGUCCCGCAGUUUUACUUUUCAUUUCAUCAGUAUGUAUGAUGGCAGUAUCAGCAGAAGACGAAACUAUGGGUCCUAUCUUCAUUAAGGAACCACCCAAUCGAGUAGAUUUUUCCAAUGGUACUGGAGCUGUGAUCGAAUGCCAAGCAAGAGGAAAUCCUCAACCAGAUAUAAUUUGGGUUCGUGCUGAUGGAACUGCUGUUGGUGAUGUACCUGGACUACGACAAGUUUUGCCAAAUGGGAAUUUGGUAUUUCCACCAUUUAGAGCCGAAGAUUAUCGCCAAGAAGUGCAUGCACAAGUUUACAUUUGUCUUGCAAGAAAUCCCGUUGGUUCCAUUCACAGCCGAGAUGUAAAUGUCAGAGCUGUGGUCGCACAGUAUUAUGAUACUGACGUGAACAAAGAAUAUGCGAUUCGAGGAAACAGUGCUGUGUUGAAAUGUGUCGUGCCAUCCUUCGUCGCAGAUUUUGUGACAGUUUUAUCUUGGCAUACCGACCAAGGAGAGGAAUUUGUAAGAAAUAAUGACGGCAAUGAGGAUUAUGAUGGUAAAUAUCUCGUACUUCCAUCUGGAGAAUUACAUAUUAAAGACGUAGGACCUGAAGAUGGAUACAAGACCUACCAGUGCCGAACAAAGCACAGACUAACCGGAGAAACAAGAUUAUCUGCUACCAAAGGACGAUUGGUCAUUACAGAGCCAGUGGCCACAAAAGCACCGAAAUUUUCGAAUGACGCGAAAAAAUCCUGGUACGACAAAACAUCAGGCUUCGACAUGACGUUAUUCUGCCCAGCUCAAGGGUUUCCUGUCCCGAGCUACAGAUGGUACAAGUUUAUCGAGGGCACCUCUCGACGUCAGCCGGUUCAGCUGAACGAACGCGUGCGCCAGGUCAGCGGAACCCUAAUUAUUCUCGAAGCCCAGGUCGAGGACUCGGGCAAGUAUCUCUGCGUCGUGAAUAAUUCCGUAGGUGGCGAAAGCGUGGAGACGGUUCUCACCGUAACAGCGCCCCUCUCGGCCGACAUCGAGCCCAGAAGCCAGACGAUCGACUUCGGUAGGCCGGCCACCUUCACCUGCAACAUUAAAGGCAACCCCAUCAAGACCAUCUCCUGGCUGAAGGACGGCAAGCCCCUUAGCCACGAAGAGACUGUGCUGCGGAUCGAGAGCGUUAAGAAGGACGAUAAGGGAAUGUAUCAGUGCUUCAUUCGUAACGACCAAGAGAGCGCUCAAGCGACCGCUGAACUUAAGUUGGGAGGACGCUUCGAACCACCGCAAAUUCGAUCGGCUUUCCACGAAGAGACUCUUCAACCCGGACCAAGUGUCUUUCUUAAAUGCACGGCCAGUGGUAAUCCGACACCGGAAAUUACGUGGGAGCUGGACGGGAAGAAAUUAUCCAAUACCGAACGAUUCCAAGUCGGACAGUACGUCACCGUGAACGGAGACGUUGUUUCGAACCUCAACAUUUCCAGCAUCCACACCAAUGACGGAGGACUAUACAAGUGCAUCGCUUCGUCAAAAGUGGGAUCUGCUGAACACUCGGCUCGGCUCAAUGUUUAUGGUCUUCCCUUCAUCCGUCACAUGGACAAGAAAGCCAUCGUUGCCGGAGAAACACUGCGAGUAACUUGCCCCGUUGCCGGGCACCCCAUCGACACCCGAGUACUUCCGAUCAACCGUAAGCAGAAGGUGUUCCCGAACGGAACAUUGAUCAUCGAGAACGUCGAGCGAAUGACCGAUCAAGCCACCUACACCUGCGUCGCUCGCAAUGCUCAAGGUUACAGCGCUCGAGGCACCCUCGAAGUACAAGUUAUGGUUGCUCCACAAAUACUGGCCUUUACGUUCGGCGAUGAGCCUGCCAACUGGGGCGACUUGAUGUCAGUAACGUGUUCCGUGGUAAAAGGAGAUCUUCCAAUUGAUAUAUCUUGGGCAUUUAAGGACACACUGUUAAAUGAUUUGCACGAUCACGACGUCGUCAUAGGGAGCACCAAUAAAAAGAACAGCGUACUAAGCAUUGAAUCCGUAACUGGCAAACACGUCGGGGAGUACAGCUGUUUGGCUUCGAAUCACGCCGGCGCUGCUUCUCAUACGGCAUUUCUAGCUGUCAACGUACCUCCACGUUGGAUUCUUGAACCGACCGAUAAAGCAUUUGCUCAAGGCUCGGAGGCUCGCGUUGAGUGUAAAGCCGAUGGUUUCCCAAAGCCCCAAGUCACAUGGAAGAGGGCUGCUGGCGAUACUCCCGGCGACUAUACCGACUUGAAACUCAAUAAUCCUGACAUCAGUGUCGAAGAUGGUACUCUCAUGAUCAACAAUAUUCAAAAGACAAACGAAGGAUAUUAUCUUUGCGAAGCCGUUAAUGGAAUUGGCUCUGGAUUAUCUGCCGUAAUUUUGAUUUCUGUGCAAGCUCCACCUCACUUUGAGAUCAAACUGCGAAAUCAAACGGCUCGUCGUGGCGAGCCAGCUGUAUUACAAUGUGAGGCUCAAGGCGAAAAACCAAUUGGCAUCCUGUGGAACAUGAAUAACAAACGAUUGGAUCCCAAGAGCGAUUCCCGUUACACCAUACGAGAAGAAAUAAUGGCCAAUGGCGUCCUCUCGGAUCUCAGUAUUAAAAGAACGGAACGAAGUGACUCGGCUUUGUUCACUUGCGUAGCCACCAAUGCAUUCGGUAGCGACGACACGAGCAUAAAUAUGAUUAUCCAAGAGGUACCGGAGGUCCCUUAUGGGCUCAAAGUCUUGGACAAAUCAGGUCGAUCUGUGCAGUUGUCUUGGGCGGCUCCCUACGACGGAAAUAGUCCAAUUAAACGAUACGUUAUUGAAUACAAGAUCAGUAAAGGCUCUUGGGAAACGGAUAUCGAUAGAGUCGUGGUACCCGGCUCACAGCAAAAUGUCGCUGGAGUUUUCAAUCUGAAACCGGCAACCACCUAUCAUCUACGCAUCGUUGCAGAAAAUGAAAUCGGCACUUCUGAGCCAUCCGAUACAGUAACUAUUAUCACAGCAGAAGAAUCACCGUCGGGCCCUCCGAGUACUGUGCGCGUCGAUGCUUUAGAUCAACACACACUUAAGGUGUCGUGGAAGCCGCCUUCCCGCGACGAUUGGAACGGCGAGAUUCUUGGUUACUAUGUUGGAUAUCGACUAGCGUCAUCCGAUAAGCCGUACAUGUUCGAAACCGUAGAGUUUUCCAAAGAAGAUGGAAAAGAGCAUCAUUUGCAAAUUAUGAACCUCAAGACCUACACCCAAUACAGCGUCGUCGUUCAAGCAUUCAAUAAAGUAGGAUCCGGGCCAAUGAGCGAGGAGAGAAGACAACACACUGCCGAAGGCGUGCCCGAACAACCUCCACACGACACCACUUGCACAACUCUCACGUCUCAAACAAUUCGCGUUUCAUGGUCCUCGCCACCUCUUGCAGCUGCCAACGGAGUCAUUACCGGAUACAAGAUUAUUUAUGGGCCCUCGGAAUCAUGGCACGAUGAAAAUACCAAAGAUACUAAGAUUACGUCGUCCAGCGAGACUAUUCUCCAUGGUCUUAAGAAAUUUACAAACUACAGUAUGCAAAUUCUUGCUUUCACUUCUGGUGGUGACGGUGUCAAAUCUGCACCCAUUCAUUGCCAAACCGAACAAGAUGCUCCCGAAUCGCCAACUGCGAUCAAAGCUCUAGUCAUGUCUGCCGAUUCAAUUUUGGUUUCUUGGCGACCUCCAACUCAGCCAAACGGAAUUAUUUCGCAAUAUACAGUUUAUACGAAAGCGAACAACUCGGAACAAGCGGUUAGCCAAAAAGUACCACCGACUCAAUUGACACACGAAGUCUCCGGAUUAAACGAAAAACGGCGCUAUGAUUUUUGGGUGACGGCUAGUACAAAUAUUGGAGAAGGACAGCCCUCGAAAAUUGUCAAUCUUGCACCUAGCGCUAGUGUACCGGCGAAAAUUGCAUCUUUCGACGACAAGUUCGUUGCAACAUACAAAGAGGACGUUAAGCUGCCGUGCUUAGCAGUCGGAGUUCCCGCUCCCGAAGUCACCUGGAAAGUAAGGGGUAUGAAGCUUGCGCCAACCGAUCGCUUACGACAAUUGCCCGAGGGUUCUCUAUUUAUCAAGGAGGUCGACCGUACGGACGCCGGAGAGUAUUCGUGCUACGUUGAAAAUACAUUUGGUCAUGACACCGUAACCCAUCAACUCAUAGUGCAUGCUCCUCCGCAUUCACCUCAAGUAACAUUAACCGCCACAACGACCAACUCGUUGACCAUGAAAUUGCGUCCUCAUCCUACGGAUAAUGCGCCUAUUCACGGAUACACUAUUCAUUACAAACCUGAAUUUGGAGAUUGGGAGACUGUGCAAAUUAGCUCAACCGCUCUCAAAUACACCUUAGAAAAUCUCUGGUGUGGAUCGAGAUAUCAAAUUUACGUCACUGCCUACAACGCAAUUGGUAUGGGUGAGCCGUCAGACAUACUUAAUACGCGCACAAAAGGCUCGAAACCCAUAAUACCCGAAGCAGCGAGAUUCAUCGAAGUGUCAACCAAGAGUAUCACGCUACAUCUUCAUGCUUGGUCCGAUGGUGGCUGUCCAAUGCUUCACUUUGUCGUUGAGCAUAAGAAAAGACACCAGCAAGAGUGGAACCAGGUGUCGAACAAUGUGAAACCCGGCGGUAACUUCGUAGUAAUGGACUUGGACCCCGCAAGUUGGUACCACCUCCGUGUCACCGCACACAACAACGCCGGAUUCGCAGUGGCCGAAUACGAAUUCGCAACGCUCACCGUAACCGGAAGCACCAUUGCGCCGGCCCGCGAACUUCCGGACGUAAACGCAGGUGACAGCAGCGACGAUCCCAUGAAAAUAUUCAUGGCCAAUUUAAAUCUGGUGGUACCUGUUGUUGCGGCCGUACUCGUCAUUAUCGUUGCCGUUAUCGUGAUCUGCGUCCUAAAGGGCAAGGGUCACGACGACGAAAAAGACGAUGUAGUUUACCAACAGACCGGAGUGGUUGGCGCUACAUUGGAUAAGAGAAGACCUGAUUUACGGGAUGAAUUAGGGUACAUUGCGCCACCAAAUCGUAAACUGCCACCAGUGCCGGGAUCCAAUUAUAAUACAUGCGAUCGCAUUAAACGAGGAACAGUCAUAAGUAAGUCGAGUCUCAUAUUAUUCGGGAAAAUUGCAGGUUUUGAGCGUACCUUGUGUUUAACAGGUAGGAACGGCUCGGUAAGGAGCCACCAUGCCACUUGGGAUCCCCGACGACACAUGUACGAGGAGUUGAGUCAUUAUGCGCCCAACAGGAGGUGCCCCCCACCACCGCCACACGGCAGCAGCGAUCAACUGGCACAUCGAGGCAUGGAAGACGAAAUCUGCCCGUAUGCAACGUUCCACUUACUGGGCUUCCGCGAGGAAAUGGACCCGAGCAAGGCGAUGCAGUUCCAAACUUUCCCUCAUCCAGGUAAUGGGCACUCCGGCACGAUGGGACCUGCAGUAGGUCACCCAACUAAUUCAUCGGCCCACAGUAGAUCGGGAUCCCAGUCCAUGCCGAGGCAGAAUGGCGGCCGCUAUUCGCGAGUGCCAUCCCAGGGCGGUAGCACCGGCGGUAACACCAACAUCUUUACCCCCGAAUACGACGACCCGGCCAAUUGCGCGCCCGAGGAGGAUCAGUACGGCUCCCAGUACGGCCAAUACGGGGCGCCCUACGAUCAUUACGGGUCUCGUGGUUCCGUCGGAAGACGUUCCGUCGGCUCCCUGCGUAACCUCCCGGUCUCCAACUCGCCCGAACCACCGCCGCCGCCACCGAGGAACCACGACCAGAACAACUCGAGCUUCAACGACAGCAAAGAGAGCACCGAUGUCAACGACCAGGACGACCGCGACCAGUUGAUACGCAGCUACGGAGCGAAUUCUCGUGGCAAGGAUGUCAAGACAACGGAGGAGAUGCGUAAGCUCAUUGAAAGAAACGAAGCCGCCAAGCAAAACAACUGCUCCUUCGGCAACCACGCAGGACUCCUCACAUCCUACGAUACUGUGGCAGUGUAAUCUGUAAGCUCCUCGACUAUAAUGGAUCGACGACGUUCAUUUUUCUCAACCGGACUGUCCUUAACUGCCAAUUUUUCCACUUUUUAUCAACGUGUUGUUAGCCCAUUCUUCUUUACGGUAAAACGUAUUACGGCGGACCGAGCUAAUUGCGUCGACGCAUAUUAUCCUCGUUUAUAUUAAAUGUAAUGUAUUGAAUCCGGGUAAGGAAUAACUCAUUCGUUAUGGUAGAAACGAAAUAAGAGUGUAUGAGACUAGGUAGGAGGAGGGGAGAAACAGAACGAUGGUAACAUCCCAGAUAAUCGACGAGUCUCGAAUUCUAUGUGACUUGGAGUGUAUUUAUGAGCGUAUAUGAUUGAAUCGGUAGGUAUGGGGG